GGAAGGCGGGGGAAGGCGGCCCCGGCGGCGGGAGUGGCUCCGGGCGCGCUGCGGCAAGGCCGGGCCAGCUCCGGGAGCCGCUGCCCCCGGGGAACCUUCCCCUGUCCCGUCCGGAGCAACAGGGGCCCGGGCGGCCGCCAUGGACUCUGGCAGCGAGACCCACGAGCUCAACGGCACGGCGGAGGGCGCGGACUCGGCGGCCGAGGAGCAGCGCAGAAGGUGGCAGUGGUUCCAAAGGAACAGACCCAUCAACAUCAACCACUAUGCCAACAAGAAGAGCGCGGCCGAGAGCAUGCUGGACAUCGCCCUGCUGAUGGCCAACGCCUCCCAGCUCAAAGCUGUCAUGGAGCAAGGGCCCUCCUUUUCCUUCUACGUGCCGCUGAUCAUUCUCAUCAGUCUGUCGCUCACCCUGCAAGUUAUGGUGGGAGUGCUCUUGAUAUUCCUUGUAAAAUAUGACCUUAACAACCCUGCAAAACAUGGAAAGCUGAAUUUCCUCAACAACCUUGCAACUGGACUAGUAUUCAUUAUAGUAGUUGUGAAUAUUUUUAUCACUGCCUUUGGAGUGCAGAAACCAGUUGCUGAGCCAGCAUCAAGACAGUAAGGACCAGGUGAGUGUGGUCUCCUGCAGCAUGAGGUAGCAGAGCACUGCAUCCAGGAAUGCAGGGCACACUGGGGCACCUCAGAAACAGCCACAGGCUGAUCUGUACUGUUGAAGUUCUUGCAGAUACCUGAGCUCGCUUCCCAUUAGUGCAAAAGCAGAAGCUGCUGGGAACUGGUAAGUUAUUGCAAUGUGUUUGUGAAUGUGGAGUUCAAAAGUUGAUGGCAGCACGUGUCACCCAUCGGAAGUGUAGGGAUUGUCCUGGCCUAGCCACUCCUUUUCCUUACUGCUGACGGAGACAAUAAGGGAAAUAAUGUUGUUCUGCUUUCUCCAAAUGCCUGUCCUUUUUUUGAGGAAGGUUUGCAUCCAGUCUGUUACUUAACGCUGGAGACAAUCUGUUUCCAAGUAGCUAGGGCUGUUCAAUCUGACAUGUAACCCUGCACAUGCUGGAGUCUCUGAGUUUCUGGGCUGGUUCCAGAUCGUGUGGCUGCUCUGUCCUUCGCAGGACGGGGCUGUGCUCUGUGGGAGACUCAGCUCACAGAGAUGAGCACUGUCACUUCACAUGUGCCCAUUUAGGGCAAUCUUGGUGCUCUACCUGCACUUGCAGCUUUGUUCUUUACUUAUGCAGAAGGAUAAAUAUAGGGAUUGUGGGGAUCAAAAUGGGUGUCUUCCUAGCUGUGAUGAGCAGUUUGGGAGGACAUAAACCUAAAUUAUAGGCUCAUAAUGCAAGAAGUACCAUGGUCAACAUCUGCCUUUAAAACAGCAGUGCUGAGUCUGUGUGUGCCAGCUUUGCUCUGGCACUCGGUCUCCAGAUGUCAGCCCAGGGUCAGAGACGUGCUGAGGGAGGAAUGGCCGGGCUGGCAGGCCAUGGCUGCGCUCUGUACUACACAGAGAGCCCGUGCAAGUAACAUUACUGCUUUGUGCAAGCUUCUACAAGAAACCCUUGCUCCAUAAAAAUGAAGAUACAAGGCCUUUUAAAUAUUUAUCUGUAGAUGAACGGUGCAACAGAAAUCUGUGACAAAAAUGGGAGUCAAACCAAAAUUUAUCAUCAGUCAAAACAGCAUGAGGAGAAAGCAUUGUAAAAACUUACUAGGAAAAUUAAGAACUACAGUAAUUUAUCUCAGGAUGUGGCUGUAAUUUUCUCCUUUAACAAAAACCUGUGAAAACCUGGCAGUGAAACAAGAUAGUUUUAAUGCACUUUCUGGCCAUAGUUGUGACAAACAGACUAAUGAGUAUUUAAUUUUAACACUGAAGAGCACAUGGAUUAUCUGAGCUAUUACCCAAAAUGCAGGUAGAAUGUUGACUUCAGGAGAACAUGUUAAAGCAGUACUGAAGCAAUAACCCCAAAAUUAACACUGGCAAAACCAAGGGAGCUGCAUGAAGGAUUAUUGGAAUUUUAGCUGCCUUCAUGGGACGAAACACACAAAAUACCUGGGACAGAGGCAGAGACAAGGAUCUGGAAUAGGCAUAAGGAAGCUCAGAACAGAACCAGAAGCUGUGGGCUCCUGCCUCCAUGCUCUCACAUGUGCAGUUUUCUAAUUAAACAGCCAAAUGUGGUGUCCAGAGCCUAUUUUUUGCUGCAAACUUAUUAAAUGUGAAAGUUCUUUAUUGCUUUGGAACAUUACAGCUGUUGUUUGCUCAUUUGUACGCAUUGCCCUUGCUAAAAACAUCUUGUCAUCUAAAUGUAACCUGAGAAAUAAGUGUUUUUCAGUCUGUUGCCAAAGUCUCCUCAAAACCCUGAGAGAAAUGAGUGGCCAUGUUCUGGCUUCACCUUUACUAUUAUGCACCCUUUUCCACAGAAAACUGAAUUGCCCUUUUAAAGUAAAUGUAUCAUUUACUAUAAUUCCUGUAUCACUAAAAUAUCAAUAUCUUUGUGUUUCAGAGACCUGGAGCAUCCAUUUUAGAUGCCAUUUGCAGUUGAGCCAGCUACGCUGUACACAGUGGGGAAAGAAAAAUAAUUUGAAGAAGCUGGACACACCAGGCAGCUUUCUCAAGCUUCCAACACACCUGUAUACCUGAAAUUUUCCCAUGUGUUAAUAUUUAAAUUGUUUGGCAUCUAAGAGAAGGUUAGCUUUUCCCCAAGGAUGCUGUUUUUCUGGAAUAUUGGCAUUUCAAUUUCUGAGGAAACUUUUUUUUUCAGAGAAGUGACAUAAAUUCAGGAAACAAGGAAAUAGCAGCUGGUAGCAUUUCACAGGAUUUUUCUUUUUACAUGCCUUUGGUUUUUGUAGCAAUUUGUCAUUUCACGAUGGUAAGAAAUGUCAGGCCUUUGAUUCUGGAGUGGUCACAUUGUCCUUCAUUUCACAGCUUGGCACCAAGCCCAUGUACUCUGCAGCCCAGCAGGGCUCUGGUUUGCAGUGUGUAAAGGUAGCUCUGCUUUUGCACAGCUUUUUGUUUUGCUUUUUUUUCCACUCUAGCUAAAGGAAAGAUGAGGCAAAAAGAAAUAAGCAGCAUUCUUUUGCCCAGUUUUGUUCACAGGUAAUCAUUUGAAUUGUUUCUUCUGGACAUACUUAAAAUUUCCUGCCCUUCAUGCACAGACACAAAUCACCUAAUUGUUAAUGGUUUCUUGCCAUGUAUUGCUAUUCUGUGUAUUCUGUCCAUUAUAUGUAUUUAUUUGAAUCAUAGAGUAGUUUGCAUUCAAGGCACCUUUGAAGCUCAUCCAGUUCCACCCCUGCCAUGGCAGGGACAGCUCCCACUGUCCCAGGGUGCUCCCAGCCCUGUCCAACCUGGCCUUGGGCACUGCCAGGGAUCCAGGGGCAGCCACAGCUCUCUGGGCACUCAGCACCUUCAUUGUAAAAGGUUCUUUCUUAUAUCAAAUUUCUGGAAACUCUAUUUCAAGUGCCACCUUUUCUAGGCUCUACUGGUAAACUGGAAGAUCCAGGGUGAACUUUACCUGUUAAACUGGUACCAAGUGCCUGUCAGCAGCAACUCAAAUGGCAAAAUGAACUGAGUUUUUCUCUCUAGUUUCCUCUCUCUCCUUCCCAUCAUUGAUUGCUGCAGUUUUCUUCCUUUUAUGAGUUUAUGGCUAAAAGCAAAAUAAAAUUUUAAAUUUUUAUUUUAAAAUAUAUAGAGAGAGUUAUAAGUAUCUUCUAGUCUCUUACCUGCUGGCUCAGGGACUUACACUUUUUCUAAAUACACUAUUGCUAAUAAUAGUGUAGGUUACAAUAAUUUCUUCAACAAAAACAUUUUAGUAAUUUUAUUUCCAAAGUAUCAUACCUACAAUCAGAAAAAUCUAAAUUUUCUAGAUUGCACUUCUAUGUAAAUGUAAGAUGUAGAUUUGUAUGAAUCAAUUUUCUUGGUGUCAAUUUUCAAAAGCUCCUUUGUACAUAAGAAUAGAAGAUUGACUUCAUGUGUCUCAUCUCAUUUACAGGUUUUGUUACUGACCUUUCUCUUUGGUUAUGUCUCAAAGCCCACUGAUGUACCAGACUUUCAUGUAUAUGUUCUGUAAGGAUUACUAACAGAAAACAAAUCAAACUCAUGUGAUUAGUAAUGGAAUAGAUAUUCUUUUUUAUUUUCUAAUUUGUCUUUUGUUGCUUCAUUUCCAUUGUUACAUGUAUUUAGCCAGUAUCCAGCAGGCAGUGGUUUAAUUUUGUGGGUUAUACUAAUGUAAACAUAACUCAGAACAAGUUCUGAAAUAGGCACGCAGGACAACUUCCUUCCUGUAUUUAUUUUUCACAAACCACCAACUGCUGUAGGACUCUUCAUGCCCACUGGCUGUCUGGCAUGGCUGUCACACUUCUGAUGCUGCUUCCCUUGUCUUUUAUUGUGAUUAAGUAAGAUUUGCAAAACAUUCUUAGACAUGAAAUCUGUAUUUUAAGUCUUUGAAGCCUUCAGAGUUCAUGUAUUUUUUAGCAGACAGAAGCAUCUGCAAGUUGCUUUCAAGUAUAAAUAAUUUAAUCACAGGAUUAUUAUUCUUUUAAGGCAGGUGCUGCUUUAAAAUCCAGGCAAAUAUCUCAGAGGGGCAGCAAACAAAUACAUAUGUUUGACUCA
Zonotrichia albicollis (white-throated sparrow) is the source of this 4585-nucleotide messenger RNA. The record is from RefSeq and is a predicted model, not a curated record. NCBI's taxonomy places the organism in Eukaryota, Metazoa, Chordata, Aves, Passeriformes, Passerellidae.